UAGGUACCUACCUAUUGUUAAGGUAUGAAGUUUCCAUGAACUCUAAUUACAAAUUUUGAGGUUGGUAUACCUUGGGAAAAUUUUAAAAUUCAAUAAAUAGAUUUGCAAUUAAAUUCAAAUCAAAUCUGAUAAUUAAUGUCCAACAAAUCAAUAACUUACCGAUUUUACAAAUUCAUAAUUCACCUUAUUUAUUUAGGGGCAUAAUUAGAACAAAAAAAUAAAAAAUAAAAUGUAAACAUCAAUAAAUCAAAAAAGGCAUUUUAUCUUAUGUGGCACAAAAGUCAACGGACUUGCAUCAACAACAACAUCUACGGGGAUUGCACCCAAUAUCACUCAUAACAAUUGGACUUAAGCCAAAUUUUCUCCAAGCUCAAUCACUCUCUCUCUCUCUCUCUCUCUCUCUCUCUCUCUCUCUUGUAUAUCUUGUUUUUUCACAUUUCAAUCUCUAGCUUCAACUGGUCCAAAGAUUUAAACUUUCCAGCAGCCAAACAUGGUGCACGAGGAAAAUUACUAAAAUGGCGUGGAAGGUUUGCUAGAAACAAGUUUCGGAUGUCGAUGGGUCUGCUGGUGGCUGCCACAGUGAACAACGGUGCCAAGAAUCUUUACAUAAUUUAUGUAAAGGGAAUCAAGGGUCGGCUUUGUUGGUAAAUUUUUGUGUUUACAAAAUCUGUGGGUUAUGGCUUAAUGGAAGUGUUUAAGAUGCAAGGACAAUGAGAAGAUGAAAUAUGCUUCAAAGUGCGUAUGAACACACUAUCUUUCAAACAUUAUUUGUCCCCACAACUUGUGUGCCUAGUUAAGCAAAUAAGCCUUGUGGAUAUAAUGAAGCCUAUAGCCUAAUAACUAUAUGUUGUCAAUCUCUUGCACAACCAAAGAUAAUCCCAAACACAAUUUAGAAUUAUAACACGGGUACUCAAGAUUCCUAGAGGCUAAAUCUGCAUAAAAUAACAUAUAGAGGUUUUUACUUUUGUGAAACUAGAAGGAGAAGAGUUGGGAUUGAACUUAGAGAUAUCUUGGAUCUCUCUUGGAUUAUUUUUCAUAUAUUUGUUGCAGUAUAAUCAUCUCUAUUUAUAGAGGAAUUGAUUUAUUUUCAGAAACUAUAUAUCUUUUGGAUUGUACCUCUUUAUCAAGAGGUACCACUUCAAUGAGGACACUUUUCUUUACUAAAGAACGUGUUUUUAUGUUUAAAUCAUGUAUAUGAAGUGUUUCUAACGUUCAUAUACAUAAUUCAAACAUUUAGGCAUCAAGAGGCACACCACAUGUCUGAAGAGGUGCUUCAAAAUCGCACCCACACACGAACCAGCCGGUCAUUUUUAUACAGCAAGCACCGGUCGUUUUUUCCCUCAAGCGACCGGUUGCUUCUAACCAGCUUGCUAUAUUCCUGAAAAUUUCUUCAACAGGCUUAACGGUCUUUCUUCUGCUUGUGUUGGUGACAUGGUGUGAUGGCAACUGUCGAGAAAGGCAAGCCUGAUCUCCGUAAGAAUACAUGAUCAUAUACUAUUUAAAUAAGGCGUGCUUAAUUUUUAUAUGAAUAUACCAGUGAAGAAGCUGACCAUUUUGUUUUGGACUAUGCAGACAUUUUAAAAUGAAGAUGGUAGACAUGAAUCAUGAUGCAUUGAAGUAUUAAGUCUAUUACAGCCAUAAUAAUCCAAACUGAUUUUUAUGCCAUAAAGAAUACAUGUGCAAAAUUUGUUUUUUCCUUCCUCUGUUUUUUUUUUGUUGCUAAAAAGGGCCCCAUUUUAAGUUAUUGCCCUGGCCACCAAAAAGUGAGGCCCGGCCUGCUUGAUCUGGAAGGGGUCUGAAUGACUGAAGGAUAUAAUAAUGUGAAAUGAUUGAAUACAUACAGAUGUAAAAGAACUGAACAAAGUUUUGUUUUUUAUUCAACAGGAGCUGUUGUUGUGUGGUGAAUGCGUGCGCCUUUAUAUGGGGGUGAUUUUUGCUUUGAAACUUUUAAGGGUGGAGAAAGAUUAUGGCUUCAGAGCUAGAGGUUGAAGUAACUCACAAGGAAACAAUUAAACCAUCCUCUGCAACUCCUCACCAUCUUAAAAUUGUCAACCUCUCUGUUUUUGAUCAGCUUAUUCCUCAAAUUUAUAUCCCACUACUUCUCUUCUAUCCCAGCACUAGCAGUGAUGAGGUCAACGAUAUUGAUCAUCACCGUUCUUUGGUUGUUGAAAGAUCCAAGCUUCUAAAGAAAUCCUUAAGCGAAGCCCUCACUCACUUCUAUCCUUUUGCAGGGGAAUUCCAGCAUAAUAUUUCAAUCAGUUGCAAUGACCAUGGGGCUGCAUUUCUUGAGGCCCAAGUCAACUGCCCCAUCUCAAUGAUUUUGGACAGACCAGAUCUUGGGAUGCUAUGGAAACUGCUUCCAUCUGGUCAUACAAGCUAUCUUCUACAAGUCCAGGCCAACUUCUUUGAGUGUGGUGGAUUAGCAAUCGGAGUCAACAUUUCACAUAAGGUCGCGGAUGCUUCUACUCUAAGCAAAUUCAUUAACAGCUGGGCUGCAAUAGCACUUGGCUCAGCCAGUACUACUGACCGUGUGGUGCCUCCUGCAGAAUUUGGUGUUGCAGCUUCUCUUUUCCCACCACUAGAUUUCCUAAACGCACCGCAAACGCCUAGUAGUGACAGCACAAACUCCGGUAUCAAAGAAAAGUGCAUAACAAGGAGAUUUGUGUUUGAUGCCUCAAAGAUUGCUGCUCUCAAGUCCAAAGCUGCCACUACCACUGUGCCAAAUCCUACGCGUGUUGAAGUCGUCUCUGCACUCAUUUGGAAGUGUGCAGCUGAAGCAUCAAGAUCAAACUUGGAGUCGGCAAUGCCCUCCGCAUGGUGUCAAACGGUGAACAUGAGGAAAGUACUUGUUAGCGUCUUGGCAGGUAAAGACUUACUGGGGAAUGUUUUCGGGUUGGUUGCAGGACAGAGGGAAGAAAUUGUUGAAGUAGAUGAUCAUGAUCUUCAAAGCUUGGUUACUAUAUUGAGGAAGGGAAUUGAGGAAUUUAAAGAAAACUAUAGAAACGGAGUUAGUGGGGAGGGUUUAUGUCAACUUUUCAAGGAGGUUGUGAACCUCAUCAUAAGGGAUGAUAUAGACAGCUACAGUUGCUCCAGUUGGUGCAGGUUUCCCUUCUACACAUCCAAUUUCGGAUGGGGAAAGCCAUCAUGGGUUGUCACCCCUAAUGUGGAUUCCAAGAAUUUAAUUGUAUUGAUGGAUACAAAAGAUGGUGAUGGCUUAGAAGCGUCCUUAACUUUGAAGGAAGAAGACAUGACCAAAUUUGAAAACAACAAGGAGGUGCUUGAAUAUGCAUCUUUGAAUCCAAGUGUUAUUUAGUACCCCAAAAAAAAAAAAUUAGAAACCUCCUCUCGUGUUUACUUAACUUUGGAUGAUCUCUCAUUGUUUUGAUGCUUGUACACUGAAGUUUGAACCAAAUAUAAAAUGCAAAACUUGUGCUUUCAAUUAUUACA
This is a messenger RNA of Prunus persica (peach), 3447 nucleotides long. Its product is annotated as BAHD acyltransferase At5g47980-like. Bases 1967 to 3313 code for a protein of 448 amino acids. The record is from RefSeq and is a predicted model, not a curated record. The transcript is spliced from 2 exons. Lineage: Eukaryota; Viridiplantae; Streptophyta; Magnoliopsida; Rosales; Rosaceae.